AUCAAAGCGAACCCGGGCCAGCGCAAGGAUCUCCGAGUUGCGAGUGUGCUGAGGCUGGGACUGUCACUCAUUCUCCGAUCAGCGCGUGAACGCAGCUCGGCAGCCGCUGGCAGGAAACAAUUCUGCAAAAAUAAUCAUACUCAGCCUGGCAAUUGUCUGCCCCUAGGUCUUUUGCUCUGCCGCCGUCCACACUCUGCAAGGGGGGGGCACAGAAUUUAUCGCGGCAAGAACAUCCCUCCCAGCCAGCAGAUUACAAUGCUGCAAACUAAGGAUCUCAUCUGGACUUUGUUUUUCCUGGGAACUGCAGUUUCUCUGCAGGUGGAUAUCGUCCCCAGCCAAGGAGAAAUCAGCGUUGGAGAAUCCAAAUUCUUCUUAUGCCAAGUGGCAGGAGAUGCCAAAGACAAAGACAUCUCCUGGUUCUCCCCCAACGGAGAGAAGCUCACCCCGAACCAGCAGCGGAUCUCCGUGGUGUGGAAUGAUGACUCCUCCUCCACGCUCACCAUCUACAACGCCAACAUUGACGACGCCGGCAUUUACAAGUGUGUGGUCACUGGCGAGGAUGGCAGCGAGUCAGAGGCCACGGUCAACGUGAAGAUCUUCCAGAAGCUCAUGUUCAAGAAUGCACCAACCCCACAAGAGUUCAGGGAGGGGGAAGAUGCCGUGAUCGUGUGUGAUGUGGUCAGCUCCCUCCCUCCGACCAUCAUCUGGAAACACAAAGGCCGAGAUGUCAUCCUGACGAAAGACGUCCGAUUCAUAGUCCUGUCCAACAACUACCUGCAGAUCCGGGACAUCAAGAAAACAGAUGAGGGCACUUAUCGCUGCGAGGGCAGGAUCCUGGCACGGGGGGAGAUCAACUUCAAGGACAUUCAGGUCAUUGUGAAUGUGCCGCCCACCGUCCAGGCCAGGCAGAGUAUCGUGAAUGCCACCGCCAACCUCAGCCAGUCCGUCACCCUGGUGUGCGACGCCAAAGGCUUCCCAGAGCCCACCAUGAGCUGGACAAAGGAUGGGGAACAGAUAGAGAACGAGGAAGACGAGAAGUACGUCUUUAGCGAUGACAGUUCCGAGCUGACCAUCAGGAAGGUGGACAAGAGCGACGAGGCGGAGUACGUGUGCAUCGCCGAGAAUAAGGCCGGAGAGCAGGAUGCGUCCAUCCACCUCAAAGUCUUCGCAAAACCCAAAAUCACCUACGUGGAGAACCAGACUGCCAUGGAGCUGGAGGAACAAGUCACUCUGACCUGCGAAGCCUCGGGAGACCCCAUUCCCACCAUCACCUGGAGGACCUCUACCCGGAACAUCAGCAGCGAAGAAAAGGCUUCGUGGACUCGACCAGAGAAGCAAGAGACUCAGGAUGGGCACUUGGUAGUGCACAGCCACGCCCGCGUGUCGUCCCUGACCCUGAAGAGCAUCCAGUACACGGACGCGGGAGAGUACGUCUGCACGGCCAGCAACACCAUCGGCCAGGACUCCCAGUCCAUGUACCUGGAAGUGCAGUAUGCCCCCAAGCUGCAGGGCCCCGUGGCCGUGUACACGUGGGAGGGGAACCAGGUGAACAUCACAUGCGAGGUAUUUGCCUACCCCAGUGCCACCAUCUCGUGGUUUCGAGACGGUCAGCUGCUGCCGAGCUCCAACUACAGCAAUAUCAAGAUCUACAACACCCCUUCCGCCAGUUAUCUGGAGGUGACCCCAGACUCCGAAAACGAUUUCGGAAAUUACAACUGUACAGCAGUGAACCGCAUUGGACAGGAGUCUUUGGAGUUCAUCCUUGUCCAAGCAGACACCCCAUCUUCGCCGUCCAUCGACCAGGUGGAGCCAUACUCUAGCACAGCACAGGUGCAGUUUGACGAGCCCGAGGCCACCGGUGGGGUGCCCAUCCUCAAAUACAAGGCGGAGUGGAGAGCCGUGGGCGAGGAAGUGUGGCAUUUCAAGUGGUAUGAUGCCAAAGAAGCCAACAUGGAAGGUAUCGUCACCAUCGUGGGCCUGAAGCCUGAGACCACGUACGCUGUGCGGCUGGCGGCCCUCAACGGCAAGGGUCUGGGUGAGAUCAGCACAGCCUCCGAGUUCAAGACGCAGCCAGUUCGUGAACCCAGCGCACCUAAGCUCGAAGGGCAGAUGGGAGAGGACGGAAACUCCAUUAAGGUGAACCUGAUCAAGCAGGAUGACGGCGGCUCCCCCAUCAGGCACUACCUGGUCAAGUACCGAGCGAAGCUCUCUUCCGAGUGGAAACCAGAGAUCCGGCUCCCGUCUGGCAGUGACCACGUCAUGCUCAAGUCCCUGGAAUGGAAUGCGGAGUAUGAGGUCUACGUGGUGGCUGAGAACCAGCAGGGGAAGUCCAAGGCGGCUCACUUUGUGUUCAGGACCUCGGCCCAGCCCACGGCCAUCCCAGCCAACGGCAGCCCCACAUCAGGCCUGAGCACUGGGGCCAUUGUGGGCAUCCUCAUUGUCAUCUUCGUCCUGCUCCUGGUGGUGGUGGACAUCACCUGCUACUUCCUGAACAAGUGCGGCCUGCUCAUGUGCAUCGCCGUCAACCUGUGCGGAAAGGCGGGGCCCGGAGCCAAGGGCAAGGACAUGGAGGAGGGCAAAGCCGCCUUCUCGAAAGAUGAGUCCAAGGAGCCCAUCGUGGAGGUGCGGACCGAGGAGGAGCGGACCCCAAACCAUGACGGAGGGAAACACACAGAGCCCAACGAGACCACACCGUUGACAGAGCCCGAGCUGCCUGCUGACACCACAGCCACUGUCGAGGACAUGCUGCCUUCUGUUACCACCGUCACCGCUAACUCUGACACUAUCACCGAAACCUUUGCCACUGCUCAGAACAGCCCCACCAGUGAGACCACCACCCUGACCUCCAGUAUUGCCCCCCCGGCCACGGCCACACCUGACUCAAACUCUGUGCCCGCCGGCCAGGCCACCCCUUCCAAGGGGCCCGGCGUCGCCACCUCCUCCCCAACCCCCGCUUCAGCCCCCAAGGUCGCCCCCCUUGUUGACCUGAGCGACACUCCGAUCUCAGCCCCUGCUGCCAACAAUUUAUCUUCUAGUGUCCUGGCUAACCAGGGGGCAGUGCUCAGCCCGAGUGCCCCUGCCAGCGUUGGGGAGGCCUCCAAGGCCCCUCCAGCGAGCAAGCCGGCCCCUGUGCCAGGGCCCGCCACGGCCGGGGCAGCCAGUCCCCUAGCUGCAGUGGCCACCCCUGCCACGGAAGCCCCCCAGGCCAAGCAGGAGGCUCCCAGCACCAAAGGCCCGGAUCCCGAGCCCACCCAGCCCGGCGCUGCGAAGAGCCCGACCGAGGCAGCCACGGGCCUCACUAGCCCGAAGAGCGAGGCUGCCUCCGUCAGCGCCACAAACCCUGCCCAGGGCGAGGACUUUAAAAUGGACGAAGGGAACUUCAAGACCCCAGAUAUUGACCUUGCAAAGGAUGUUUUUGCAGCCCUGAGCUCUCCUGCUCCCGCCGCUGGGGCCAGUGGACAAGCCCCCGAGCUUGCUCCUUCCACUGCCGACAGCUCUGUUCCGCCUGCACCAGCAAAGCCCGAGAAGGGCCCAGUAGAAGCAAAGUCGGAGUGCCAGGAGACAGAAACGAAGCCAGCGCCUGCCGAAGUCAAGACGGUCCCCAACGACGCCACACAAACAAAGGAGAACGAGAGCAAAGCAUGAUGGGUGACAAGAAAUGAGCAGAUCAAAGUAAAAGUGACACCACAGCUUCACCAGAGCAUUCCCAAUAUCUCACACACGCACACAUGCACACACACGCACACACAUCUCAUUCCUCUAGUGUCUUUUGCCUUUAAAAAAAAAAAACACUAAACAGAUAAACAUGGGAUCUCCUUUUUGUAGGUUUAUAGAAAGGGUUCCUUUGCUGCGCGCACUCACUUGUAAGAAAAUGAGACAAAAAGGUUAAACCCAUAGCCAAACUAGGACACUCUGUUCCCUGAAACCAUUUAAGAAUCAAACAAAAGGACCCCAAAUUAAGAAUCUAGGAAGCUCAGAAAAAAAAAAAAAAAAUCUAGGUUCAGGAAGACCGCACUUGGUGUUGCCCAAUUGGCACAGACCAGUUUCAGAGAAAUACUUCCAGGCACUAAGACUAACGAAUGAACAAAGUCCAAGUUUAUUUUUAUACUUUGAGUCGAGUUUGAACUCUGUAAAGCCCCAUAAAUAAGUUAUAAUUUCUGUUCACUUUGUAUUUGUUCAGUAUGCAAAGUGUGUCCCCCUUGCUAGCUGAAUUCAAUUCCCACGUAGACUCCCAUUUUGUAGGAAGAAUGCCAAAUCGCAACUUCUGGGGGGGAGAUCUCGGUUUGCAAUAUUCUGAUUUCUUUUUCUUUCCUUUUCUUUCUCAUUCUUUUUUUUUUCCUUCCUUUCUGCCAACUUUGUUUUCCAAUGUUUACAAGUUGACAAAUGUUUGACUUUGGUUGUGUUUAAAUGUCCGUGUAAAAUCGCUGCCUUUUUUUUUUUUUUCCUUUAAGUUACAAACACUGCCUGGAGGCGGGUAGGGUCAUCACAGGCUUGCUUUCGCACGGGACAACUUUACAAAAUAUGAUUGUUUACAGUGGCUCUUCCCCCCACACACACCCCCUCCACUUUCUGAUUUGAAAUUUUUGCCUGUGUGCAACUCAGGUAAAAACCCAUCUCGUUCUGGAGUGGUUUUGGUUUUUUUUUUGGGUGGGAGGGUUGGUUCUCAGUUCUUUUUGUAUUUCCUUGGGAGUUAGAGACCACUUUCUGAUUAGCCACCACCUGCCUGUAUCUGUGGAAAAGGGUCUGCCCCCACCUCCAGGCGUCCAUGUCCUUCCUUUUGAAGGACUCCUUAGGCUUUGUUGAAUGAAGCAGAGAAGAUUGUAUAGUUGGGGCUGGUCUUGGUGAACACACAUUUUUACCCCAAACAUCCCCUUUUUGUAGAAAGCCAAACAAAAUAUAUACACACAAUUUCCUUUUGAGCCCAGAAUCUAGAUUUGAGCGGAAGAGCAUUUGUGCUUCAGGGAAUUAGUGUCUUUUUUUGGAAAUCUGUUGAAGUAAAGUAACAUCGGCCUUCUGUUCAUUUAGGCAGCAUUUAUAGAAACAAAAGAGAGAGAGAAAAAAAAAAGAAAACAACCUGCUGUCUGGAGUCAUAAACACAACUUUCCUGGAUUGGAAACCAAGUGGGGGGAAAAAUACAGAAACUUAAAGGGGGAUGGGAGGGGGGAGAAGGGAAAAGCCAGCCCUUUGUAUAGAAAUUUUGCUUUCUUUUAUCAUUCUACUUUAGAAACUGCAAGCUUGUGCACUGUGGAUGCGUGAAUAUUUUAGUGUGAAACGUGUUUUUGUCAUAGUAUUGAAAUAAAAUUUCAACAUAGUUUGGUUGUGGAAGGUAUAGCAGAUAGUUCAGAAAAAAAAAAUAUUCAGGAAACAAAAAUAACUCUUAAAAGGAAUUAAAGCCUUUAAACAAAGAAAAUGAAAUAAAAGCAAUGAUGAUGACACUGAUAAUGCUAAGGAAACAGCAAUUCAGCCCUCCGGCAUGCGUUCCUGUCCCAAGGUACAAACAGCAAGAGGUUAGGGUGGCCAGACCGCCCCUGAGUCCGUCCCAUGGGCCACCCACCCCCAUGUUCUGACAUUUCUGCAGUCUGAUCCGUGGUGAUCCGCUACGAUUAUAAUUUCAAACUGUGAAAAAUAAUGGUCUUGUCAUUUGCUAAAUGUGGGGUUAUUUUGCAUUUUCUCAGCUCCUGGGGAUGGAAAUGGAGGAGCCAGUGUACCCAGCUCUGGCCCCCUUGAUUGUAGGGCCUUUGCACAAAUCUCUGGUUUCAAAUGCACAGGCCCUCAGGCACGAGUAAUGAACGCGCAGACAGUUCUUAGAGCACACAGAAGAAUAGGAGCUCCUGGGGGUCUGAGACAGGAGGACCCAGCAGGGCGUGGGGGGCCCUUCCCACUGCUGGGCUGUCCACGGACUCAGCUGUUCAUCUUCUGAUGGCUGUGGUACUGACUACCCAAGCCAAGCCCACACUAUCCCUCAUUGAGACUGUGCAUCUCAUGCCAAGUGGUUGGGCCAGAUGCAACAACCUGGGCUCUGAUGGUUUGGAAGAGGAAAAGGUAUAGCCGACCCUCAAGUAACCCGGCCCAGGGCAGCUGAUCCUCCCCACCAUCACCCACCCAGAACCGGCUCCGCCAUCAACUGGCACCAAGACUCUGCCCACCUUUUGGUCUGCCUCUCUCAUUAUACAUAGAUUUGUCUCUGCACGCAUGAGCUUUCCUUUCUUUAAAAAAAAAAAAAAAUUAAAAAUACUAAAAAAAGCAAAACAACAAAAACAAAACAAAAAAAGAGCAAAAAGCUUUCUCUAAAAUCAAAGAGAGAGUCACUUUAUUUUCAAGAUGUUCUAUCUUUUAUGUUAAGAGAUAAAAGCUUAUAGUUUUCCUUUUUUAAUUUUUUGAAGGCGGGAUCAACUCUACCAGUUUGCAGUGUGUAUGUGUCUAUAUGUGUAUGUGCCAUACAUAUGUAUUCACGUAACCAGCAGCAUGGCCACGUUCUGCGGGAGGGGGCGCACCCUGUGCCACAUGCAGGUCUCUGAGUCCUGGGGGGCCGUAGUGUAUGUAGUGCAGCUUCUGAAGUGGGACCGUUUUCACACUUUUCUAUGGAGCCCUUCCGUCCCGGGCUGUCACUCGAGGCUGUCUGUCUGGAUGGUGGUUUUCAGACCUCCAUGAACAUCCCUACCCAGCAUUCUGUACUUCGGGGGCCUUCUCUCUUGUUAUAAACUUUUUACCGAGUGAAACAUCAAUACCACCUUUGUUUCCAUUCUCACUGGUGUAAAUACUGAGUACUAACUGAGAAUUUUGACUUUGCAUUCUGUCAGAAUACUUGUGUUCAAUAAAAAUUGAAAGAAAAGAAAAAU
Mustela lutreola (European mink) is the source of this 6839-nucleotide messenger RNA. It is a transcript of the gene NCAM1, whose product is annotated as neural cell adhesion molecule 1. Gene Ontology annotation, molecular function: protein binding. Gene Ontology annotation, cellular component: membrane. The transcript is spliced from 20 exons. The record is from RefSeq and is a predicted model, not a curated record. The coding region runs from base 256 to 3645 and encodes 1129 amino acids. Lineage: Eukaryota; Metazoa; Chordata; Mammalia; Carnivora; Mustelidae. Gene Ontology annotation, biological process: cell adhesion.